CGUCCACCCAACCAAUGGUCGUUCCCAAUUGAGCUGCUACCUCGACUGGAGCCAGCUUUUGCCGGAUGCGCACAGCGUUGCUCGCCAUCACUCGCACGGCUAAACCAAGGAAUGUGGCCGUAAGCCGACCCUUCGCCUUCACCUUCGAGCAUUGCACCCUUUGUACCAUGUCGACCAAGCCAAACAAGAAGCCCGCCGCCGCGGCCCCGGCCACCGACAUCAAGAUUGUCACGCGCGACGGCAAGGAGUUCAGGGAGAUUCAGGAGGGACUGGGGCGGAUUCUCGUGCCCUUCUCGGCUAGCGAAGCAAAGGGCAAAUCGGUCAAGCAAAUCGACGAACAGCAAAAAGUCUUCUACAACCCGAUCCAGCAGUUCAACAGGGACCUCACAGUCCUCGCCAUCAAGGCCUAUGGCGAGGAUGUUGUCAAAAGCCGCAAGGCAGCCAUGGAGAAAAGGAUUCUGAAGGGCAGUCAGAAGCGGAAGCGCGACAAGUCCGAUAUUGGUGAGGGACGGCCAGCCAAGCAUGAUGGUGGCUCUACUGCGGCGCCGUCAGAGCAGGAGCAGGCCACUAACGGUGGCGAUGCAGUCAUGAGCGAGACACACGCGGCGGAGCAUGGAUCACAAGAAACGGCGGCGGAUAGAAAGGACGCGAUGGACGAUGCUCAAGAGAGACCUGCCGAACAACCGACUGAGCCAACAAAACAGGUCCAGGCAAUCGAGGACCAGAAUGGCCACGAGCUUGAAGCUGAGCUGCAAAAACCUGGCAAUUCAGGCGGCAGGCAACUCAAAGAGCCGAACUUCACGAUCCUCGACGCGCUUUCGGCGACUGGCUUGAGAGCCAUGCGCUAUGCUCAGGAGCUGCCGUUUGUCACGUCAGUCACUGCCAACGACCUGAUAGCUGAUGCAGUCGAAGCGAUCAAGCGCAAUGCUGAACACAACGGAGUUGCUUCCAAAGUUACCGCUACCCAAGGAGACGCGAGAGCGCACAUGUACAACCUGGUCGCAGAAGAGCUUGCCCGUGAGCACAAGGACAACCCCAGAGGUCUUAAGACCCUCUCCUUGACUCCAAGCAAGAGAUAUGAUGUGAUCGAUCUGGACCCCUACGGCACGGCUGCCACUUUUCUCGAUGCUGCGGUCAACGCUGUUCGUGAUGACGGUGGGCUUCUCUGCGUUACUUGCACAGAUUCGGGAGUCUGGGCCUCGCACGGUUACUCAGAGAAGGCGUUCGCUUUAUACGGAGGGAUUCCCAUCAAGGGUCACUUCUCGCACGAGGGUGGGCUCAGACUCAUUCUCCAUGCGCUAGCCACCACAGCUGCGCGGCAUGGGCUGGCGAUCGAGCCCCAGCUAAGUCUGUCUAUCGACUACUACAUUCGCAUAUUCGUCAAGGUCUACAAGUCUCCUGCCAGCGUCAAAUUCUUGGCAGGCAAGACCAUGGUGGUUUACAGCUGUGAUCAAGGCUGCGGCGCCUGGCAAACGCAGUUGCUGCUUCGGAACAGGAAGCAGAUGAACAAAAACGGCCAGGGGACUUUCUACAAGCACGGGCUCUCCCUUGGGCCGACUGUCGACACCCACUGUGAACAUUGCAAAACCAAGAUGCACAUGGGAGGGCCCAUGUAUGCAGGCCCUUUACACAAUGCCGCUUUCAUAAAGAAGAUCCUUGACGACCUUCCCCAAGCAUCGACUGAUAUCUAUGGGACCACUGCACGGAUAGAGGGCAUGCUCAGUACGGCCUUGGAGGAGCUAUCACUGCCGGAACCAAAGGACGAGCUGCCGCGCUCAAAGGAAGAUGCGCUUGCGGCUCUGGACCAUUACCCUUUCUAUUUCCAUGUCAGCGCACUUGCAGGUAUCAUCCAUUGCAUGUGUCCCGAUGACGAAAGCUUCAAAGGCGCAUUGCGUGGCCUGGGCUACGAGGACACCAGAAGCCACUGCAAAGCUGGAAGCAUCAAAACAAAUGCUCCCUGGUCAGUCGUCUGGCAUGUGAUGCGUGAGUGGGUGCGGCAGAAAUCACCCGUCAAAUUGGCGAACAUUAAGCAGGGCACGGCAGCUUGGAACCUCCUGAAGCUGGACCAGGACAACAGUGGUGAGCCAAAUGGCGUUGGCCAAGACAAGGCUGUGGGUGACAAACAAGUGGUCUUUGACAAAACACUCGGCCGUGAUCGGUCAAGGAAAGGCCUGGUCAGGUAUCCAGUCAACCCUCGUGAGAACUGGGGCCCAAUGGCCAGAGCUAGUGGUCAUUGAACGCUGUCACUUCUGAUAUAUUGCCUGGGCAUAUAUGGAGUCCAGCUGCGCGUCACACAGGUAAACACCAGAGAAAUGAUGUCUUUGUUAAAUACCAAUGAUACCCUUCAAGCCGCACAUGCAAACAUGCCAGCAAAUACAAGGUGUCACCUGAGUUGAAUAGUUUGUGGCCGGCACCUCACGCAACAAACUCUCCACGGAGCCACCGGGCAAGGAUACUCGUGCAAGUUACCGUGUCUAUUUGGAAUGGCUACUCAUGCACACGGC
Molecule: messenger RNA, 2504 nt
Organism: Microdochium trichocladiopsis
Lineage: Eukaryota; Fungi; Ascomycota; Sordariomycetes; Xylariales; Microdochiaceae
Product: S-adenosyl-L-methionine-dependent methyltransferase
Exons: 1
Coding region: 66-2237 (723 amino acids)
Biological process (GO): tRNA N2-guanine methylation
Cellular component (GO): nucleus
Molecular function (GO): RNA binding
Source: RefSeq, a predicted model, not a curated record